Molecule: messenger RNA, 686 nt
Organism: Hyposmocoma kahamanoa
Lineage: Eukaryota; Metazoa; Arthropoda; Insecta; Lepidoptera; Cosmopterigidae
Gene: ifc
Product: sphingolipid delta(4)-desaturase/C4-monooxygenase DES2
Exons: 4
Coding region: 164-478 (104 amino acids)
Biological process (GO): ceramide biosynthetic process
Molecular function (GO): sphingolipid delta-4 desaturase activity
Source: RefSeq, a predicted model, not a curated record
GUUGCUGCAACCUUUAUUCUACGCUAUACGACCACUUGUCGUUAACCCGAAACCGCCCACACCGCUUGAGUUCGUCAAUUUGGUGAUACAGCUGUUCUUUGACGCUGUUGUAGUGAAGUUGUACGGUUGGAAAGUAUUAGCGUACUUGAUUCUUGGUUCUCUAAUGGCGAUGGGCGUACAUCCUGUUGCAGGUCACUUCGUCUCCGAACACUACAUGUUCCGCAAAGGCUAUGAGACCUACUCGUACUACGGGCCUUUGAACUGGAUUACCUUCAACGUUGGAUACCAUAAUGAACAUCAUGAUUUCCCUGCAGUGCCUGGAAGCAGGCUACCUGAGGUAAAACGCAUAGCUCCGGAAUUCUACGAUAAUUUGCCCCAACACAACAGCUGGUCUGGAGUACUUUGGGACUUCGUCAUGGAUCCUGACGUCGGGCCUUAUGCUCGUAUCAAGCGUAAGCACCACGGACUUGAUAGCUAAAUAAACUAAACUAAAAACAAUAUGGAAUAAUCAAAUUGCACUACUUGGGUAAAAUUUUUUUUUUUUAGCCUAUGGGAAAUGACUAUUAAUGCUGACGGGUGACAUUUUAGUCAAUAGAUUAAUGUUUUAUAGUGUAUGGGGUAAUUUUUUUUUAAUCAGUUGAUUAUUUCGCACAUGACAUCAAAUACUGGCCUAACUCAAAAAUGAU